Messenger RNA from Ctenocephalides felis (cat flea), 901 nucleotides. Its product is annotated as meiotic nuclear division protein 1 homolog. The transcript is spliced from 4 exons. The record is from RefSeq and is a predicted model, not a curated record. Gene Ontology annotation, molecular function: double-stranded DNA binding. Gene Ontology annotation, cellular component: nucleus. NCBI's taxonomy places the organism in Eukaryota, Metazoa, Arthropoda, Insecta, Siphonaptera, Pulicidae. Bases 328 to 861 code for a protein of 177 amino acids. Gene Ontology annotation, biological process: reciprocal meiotic recombination.
UUGACGAUCUUGACGUCUGAAAUCACUGAAAUUUCACUUUGACGUUCGGCACCAACCUAGACAAUUUUACCUGAUAAUGUUGCAUAUAAUAUUGCUGAGAGCAAUAAUAUAACGUAGCUAUUUUAUGCGAGUAUUCGCCCAUCCAAAUCCAAUCUAUGAAGAAAGAAAAAUGUCUAAGCGAAGAGGCGUCAGUGCAGAUGAAAAGAGAACUCGAAUGUUACAACUUUUUUACGAAAAAAAGGAAUUUUUUCAGUUAAAACCACACCAGUACUAAUAGAAGAACUAUCAUGUUUAUAAUAUUUCUAUUAUAAUGAUGUUGGAGUUUUUAUGCAGGAACUAGAAAAAAUUGCACCAAAAGAAAAAGGUAUAAUUUCACAAAGUGUAAAAGAUGUCAUACAGAACUUGGUAGACGAUGGCCUAGUUGAUACAGACAAAAUUGGAACCUCAGUUUAUUUUUGGGCAUAUCCAAGUAAAGCUAAGCAUGCCAAGAAGAAAGCUUUUGCAGAGCUUAGUGAAAAAUUGGAACAAUUAGAUAAAAAAUAUGACGACUUCAAAAAUAUUUUAUCCAAAGAGCAAACUGGGCGAGUUCUAACGGAGCAGAGAAAUGCAAUGCUUCAAGAAAUACAGAAAUUGAGAGAAUCUGAAAGUAAAUUGCUUGAAGAGAUUAAAAAAUAUCAAGACUCGGACCCUGAAGCCAUUGAACUACUGGUUUCUGAAACAAAACUAGCAAAAGAAGCUACAAAUCGGUGGACUGAUAAUUUAUUCGCAUUAAAAUCAUAUUGUAAAACAAAAUUUUUUAUUGAAGAAGCAGCAAUAAACAAACAAUUUGGUAUUCCAGAAGAUUUGGAUUAUAUUGAAUAAUUUUUUUUUUAAUCAAUGUAAACUUAAAUAAAACUUUAUA